CUCAGGCGCACUACAAGCACUCUCUUACGUAGACAUCCACCAAGGAGAGAGCCGAUACAACAACACGGUUGAUCUGCUCAAACACAAAAAUCUACCUGCUUUCUGAAUCAUGUCGUUGAGCCCAAAGCACACAACGCCUUUUUCAGUGACAGAUAUUUUGAGUCCAAUCGAGGAGACCUACAAGAAGUUUAGUGCCAUGGACGGCGCAGGGAACCUAACCUCUCCACUGGGAGCCUACCGACAGCCUCAGGUGUCUCAGACCGGCAUGCAACAACACUCCAUGGGCCAUAACGCCACCGUGGCCACCACUUACCACAUGCCGCACACCGUAUCCCAGUUCUCCCACAGCGCAAUGGGGGGAUACUGCAAUGGAAGCAUUGGCAACAUGGGAGACCUCCCGUCGUACCAGGAAAGCAUGCGGAAUAGUGCAGCAGCAACAGGAUGGUACAGCGCCAACCCUGAUCCAAGAUACUCCACAAUUUCUAGAUUCAUGGGACCUUCCACAGGUAUGAACAUGACCGGCAUGGGAGGUCUCACGGGAAUGGCAGACGCCACCAAAUCCAUGCCAGCUCUCCACGCUGCGCCCAGGAGGAAACGGCGCGUCCUGUUCUCGCAGGCUCAGGUCUACGAGCUGGAGAGGAGAUUUAAGCAGCAGAAAUACCUGUCGGCGCCUGAGAGGGAGCACCUGGCCAGCAUGAUCCACCUUACACCGACCCAGGUCAAGAUCUGGUUUCAGAACCACCGAUACAAGAUGAAACGCCAGGCCAAGGAUAAGGCAGCGCAGCAGCUGCAGCAACAGGACGGUAACAUGUGCCAACAGCAGGCGCAGUCCCCGAGGCGCGUAGCCGUGCCAGUUCUGGUAAAGGACGGUAAACCGUGCCAGAACGGCUCCAACACACCGACACCGAACCAGCAACAGGUACAACAGAACCAACAACAAAGCCAACAACAGAACGGGGCCGGAGUUGUGCUUGCAUCCCCGACCAGCAGCCUCACCCAGCAUCAAAGCCAGCAGCAGGUGAACGCUUUGGAGCUGGAGGAGAUGUCGCCCAGCCCCCCCUCACUGCACAGCCAGCUCAACAUGGCCCAGAUAGACACAUCUGCUGUAGAUUACACCAGUAACAUGGUCAGCUCAAACCUCCUCUACGGCAGGACGUGGUAGGACUUAAUACAGUACUGUCUUACUUUCCACUUUUUCUAUGUGAAUCUGCGGAUGA
Molecule: messenger RNA, 1217 nt
Organism: Larimichthys crocea (large yellow croaker)
Lineage: Eukaryota; Metazoa; Chordata; Actinopteri; Sciaenidae
Gene: nkx2.4a
Product: NK2 homeobox 4a
Exons: 2
Coding region: 110-1162 (350 amino acids)
Biological process (GO): cell differentiation; regulation of transcription by RNA polymerase II
Cellular component (GO): nucleus
Molecular function (GO): RNA polymerase II cis-regulatory region sequence-specific DNA binding; DNA-binding transcription factor activity, RNA polymerase II-specific
Source: RefSeq, a predicted model, not a curated record